UGGUUCCCGGGCCAUGGCUCUGAGGGAACUCCAAGUGUGCCUGUUGGGGGAUACAGGUGUGGGUAAAUCGAGCAUAGUAUGGCGGUUCGUGGAGGACAGUUUUGAUCCGAAUAUCAAUCCAACCAUAGGGGCAUCCUUUAUGACCAAAACUGUCCAGUACCAAAAUGAGCUACAUAAAUUCCUAAUCUGGGAUACAGCUGGACAAGAACGAUUCCGUGCCUUGGCACCGAUGUACUAUUGAGGCUCAGCGGCAGCCAUCAUUGUCUAUGAUAUCACAAAAGAAGAGACAUUUUCAACAUUGAAGAACUUGGUGAGAGAGCUCCACCUGCACAGCCCCCCUAGCAUUGUUGUUGCCAUUGUAGGGAACAAAUGCUAUCUUAGCAAUGUCCGAGAAGUCAUGGAGAGAAAUGAUAAGGACUACGCCAACUCCAUUCAUGCCGUCUUUGUAGAGACCAGCGCAAAGAACGCAAUAAACAUAAAUGAACUCUUUAUAGAGAUUAGCCGAAGAAUCCCAUCCACAGAUGCCAACCUGCCAUCUGGUGGCAAGGGUUUCAGACUCCGAAGACAGCAGUCAGAGCCAAAGCGGAGCUGCUGCUGAUGACCCAGGCCCCACACUGAUGAAGAAGCAGGUGGUCCUGGACAGUGCAGGAGGGCCAGUCCCUGCCAUUGGCAGCCACCUCGUGCCAUGGAGUCUUCUUCAUGCAAAAAGGACUCAGAGGAACUGGCUGUUGGGUUCUCUUGGAAAACUGCUGCAGGUGUUUCUAUCUGCAUACUUAUGGUGCGGACUCUGGCUUGAAGAGGGACCACAUCCUUGGCUAUUGACCUAGCUGAAAGGAGUAUCUGAUAUACGGAUGGUAGGAUUGAAUUGCUGGUGCUUUUGUAAUCAGGAUGUCAUGUAUCAUUUGCAAAGGGGAAUGAGCACUUUCAUGGAUCUUAAGGGAAAAGGCUGCAGAGAUGGUCAUCUCCUUGGUCCUUGUCUCUAGUUUCAGAGUUGAGUCAUUUAAGAUAUAGAAAGUGAUCACAGUGGAGGGACGGUUGUUCCUGGGACAGUUUCCAUGAUCUCUAAAGCACUUUUCCUACACAAUAAAUUAACAAGCGGCAGCGGUGGCAACCUGACUCACCUUGGGUUUAUUUCUGACCCUGUUUAUGUCACCACAUAUUAGUUUUAAUCAUUACCUUUCUAAAUAAGUUCUUUGUGGUCCAGGGGAUGGUGUAGAGACACUCCUUGGAGCCCGUUGAGUUACUUGUGUCUACACUGAUGAACAGUGGUUUAAAAGGAAGAGAGAAAGAACAAAGGAAAUGGUUUUUUGGCCCAGGUAUUUUGAUGGGAAAAAAAAAAAAUGUGUGCUGCCUAGCAAAUGUAUAUUUGUAGUCUGUAUUUAUGAGACCGUUGCUUUAAAAUUAUAAAUUAUGUAAAGACAUUAAUAACUUCUGAAUUCUGUUCAGUACUCCAUUUAGUCCUGUACCCCGUCUCACGUGUGUGCGCCACCUCCUCCCCCCCACCUCAUUUUUCAGCCGGUCCACAAAAUAUUUUGGAGCACAUUCACCUUGUGCAGAAGCAUGGAGCACUUAGCUCACAGCUUCCUUCCUCCUCCCUGAGCCCCUCUCCAUCCCAUCUGGAAAUGGUAAUAAAGACAUAUGCCUCCUUGA
Molecule: messenger RNA, 1650 nt
Organism: Onychomys torridus (southern grasshopper mouse)
Lineage: Eukaryota; Metazoa; Chordata; Mammalia; Rodentia; Cricetidae
Gene: Rab22a
Product: RAB22A, member RAS oncogene family
Exons: 7
Molecular function (GO): GTPase activity; GTP binding
Source: RefSeq, a predicted model, not a curated record